AUGGAACCGUUAGGUUUAGUUGUUGAUAAGCUGAAAGGUUUUGCAAAAUCCACACAAGACCUUACCAAUUCCUUCCUUCACAGCUUUGGAUUCUCCAGCCGUCGCCACCCGAUUGAAAUCUUGAAGCGGUUGCAACGCGAAGCAUUUUCAGAUAUUAUGAAACUCAGGGACCGACAGGAUAAGGUGGAACGAAUACUUUCGUUUAAGGCAUCUAAGGGAAGUCCAUUUGAUGAAAAUGGCACCCGAAUAAGAGGGCAGAUAGAACUAUUGGGGCUGCUGUUAAUGAUUGAUAGAAUUCACGAAGAGAAUCAAGAUGCCAUUCGUCGAACUGGGAUAAAAACUGGUAUAAGUUCUCGGUUCACUUUUGAAACCACCGUUCGUCAAAAGGAUAGUCUAAUAGCAGAGUUUGUGGCAAGUGAUAAGGGGCAACUUGAUGCUUUAGAUAGUCCGCUUUCACUAGCAAAGGUUCUUUAUGCCGCAAAUAUCAAUGACUGGUGCUCCUUGAUUGCUGUUCCUGUGGGAGGUAGAUGCAGUGAUGUUGGACCCUCAAGAACCUCUCAUCAGGAACAUACCAAUCUUUCAUUUAGUCAACCUCCACUGUUAAAUCAACACAUUGGUAGUGGUAUCAGCUUAACUGUGAGAAAACCUAAUGUUAUUGCUUCCAUAGCUCAUUUCGUAUCCGUUCUGGAAAACCGACUUCAUUCUGCAGGAACCACUCAUUGCUUAAGCACUUUUGGGCAACUUGUAUAUCAACUUUCCAAGAGUUCAAAGCUCUCACUUUUGGGUCUACACCAAAUACCCAAAAUUUCAAGUCAACAUAUUUCUCUUGGUCCAUUAUUUCUACCAAUCGGAAUGUUUGGACGUCAUGCAGCUCCUAUGGAGCCGUUUGCCGCUGCAUCCGGAUCUACGGCUCUCGUUCUUGAGUCGGAGCUUGAUUCAAGCACCAGAAUCGGAGGUUGGAUUGAGAUGAAUAACUCGGAUUCUAGAAAUCUUCAAUGGGCAGUGUCAAUGUCCGAUCUUCCUGAAGAUGAUUUUGGAUGGGGGUUGAGGGUAUGUGGAUCGGUUAGCAAUUGGUACCAUUAUGAGGUUGAAGCAAUUUCUAAGAUGAAGUUUGGUGAAAAAUUGUCAUUAGAGCCAUCACUUGUGUUUGUGAUAGAUGGUUCAGCUCAAUUUCCUGCAUUAAUGUUGAAGUCUAGUUGGUCUUUUUGAUUGCGUUUCAGCUAUCUAUUUGUUAAGAAUGACGUUCAAAAGAAAAUUUAAAGCUCAAAGAUUGGUACC
This is a messenger RNA of Cynara cardunculus var. scolymus (artichoke), 1278 nucleotides long. RefSeq lists its product as uncharacterized. Lineage: Eukaryota; Viridiplantae; Streptophyta; Magnoliopsida; Asterales; Asteraceae. The record is from RefSeq and is a predicted model, not a curated record. The transcript has 3 exons. The coding region runs from base 1 to 1209 and encodes 402 amino acids.